Symbiodinium sp. CCMP2592 is the source of this 2568-nucleotide messenger RNA. The record is from the annotation of a GenBank genome assembly. Lineage: Eukaryota; Dinophyceae; Suessiales; Symbiodiniaceae.
AUGAACUUCCCCGUGCCUUGGAGGGCCUUGUUGCCGGCCGAUGCGGUGCCCACCUUCUCCGGCCAGGAUGGGCUUCGGGAGAUCUGUGAUGCCACAGGUGCAGGCUGUGAGCUCUCUGGCGAAGGAGACACACCAUCUUCGCUUUCAGACAAGAUCCUCACCAUCAGCGGAAACGUCGAGCAGAAGGAGGCCGCUUGCCGGAGAAUUGUCGACAAGCUCCGAGUUCUGCAGGAGGUGAUUGACCAGGAGCCGGGUGUUUUCGUCAUCAUUGUCCCCUCCGCUGCCGCCCCUGCCGUGAUUGGGAGCAAAGGCGCCCAAAUCAAGGAGGUCAUUGAGCUCAGUGGUGCAGAGGUGAGUGUUGCGAAGGAGAGCAUCAUCGGCAUGAAUGAUCAGCCCAUUGGUGUCACCGGCACAGGUGGUCAAGUGGUCUCUGCGGUCAGCAAGAUCAAUGCCAUCCUUCAAGACUUGGCAGAUCGGGGCCGUUUGCAGCCCACAGACUUCCGGUACCGACCCGGAGCGCAGAGACCAGAGGACUCAGGCGGCUCUUCUUUCGGAGCUCCGGGGCGCGCUGCACAGCCUACAGGAGGCAAUCCCCGGACCAAUGCCAAGUUCGUAGUGGCAACGCAGGUAGCAGGCUGGAUCAUCGGAAAGCAGGGGCGGCACAUUCGAGAGCUGCAAGAGAACAGCGGAGCCCACAUCCAAGUGCUCAAGGAGGGCGAGGUUCCGCCUGGCGUUCCGGUAACUGACCGCAUCGUCGAGAUCGGUGGCCGCUUUGAGUCGAAGGCAGAAGGCAUCCAAAUCAUUCUCAUAGCCGUUGACAACAUGCCAGCGUUGUCGGCACCGAGAGAGACGCUAAUGCUGAUCCCGCAACAGCUGACAACCGACUCUGAGAUCAAGGAUGUUCGCCAGAUGUCGGGCUGUGAGAUCGAGGUUCGUGACCUGCCCUCGCACGACGAGGGACUCUGUACGUUGCUCGGGAACAUCGAGUCACGUGUGAAGGCAGCGCAACAGUUUCUGAAAAGGCUCGAAGAGGUCAUGGCCGAUGGCAGUGUGUCCCUCCCUGCUCCGUCCUACGGUGUGAGGCCGUCUCCUUCGGAGACCUUGCCAGAGUCCUCGGCCUCGGAUGUCUGGGCGAAGCCGGCUCCGAGUGCGAAGGACGAUCCCUGGGCCAGGGAGGAUCCCUGGAGCAAAGCCAGGGAGGGAGGUGUUGCGGCAAAGGAACUUUCGAGCACCUUCGCUCCCAGCGCAGACUCCAAGGCUUCCGAAUCACGGUCUGUCACUUUCGACAACAACCUCAAGGUGACUGACAUUCACGCCAGUUAUGCCGCUCCGUCUCAGGCGCGCGAGCCGGACAGCCAAGACCCUGCAAAGCGUGGAAUGGGGAUGAGCUUCGGUCCAAAUGGGAGCGGAGGCUCGUCCUUCGCACCGAACGGCCCGGCAAAGACCACAGGCUUAAGCUUCAGUCCGGCAACCUCCGGCCCUCAGAUGAGCUUCGCUCCCACUGGUACCUCAGGCGUCACGCAGAUGAGCUUCGGUCCAAGUGGAGGGCCGACAGCUGGAGGUUCUGCCAUGAGCUUCGCUCCAAGCAGUGGGGCACCUGGCCUUAGCAGUGGUGGUGUUCGUAUGAGCUUCAGUCCCAACGGCCCUUCCAGUGCGCCACCGUCUGCGAUGUCGAGCAGUGCAGGCAUGAAGAUGAGCUUCAGCCCUGAUGAACCUGGACCGGGUGCCAAGAUGAGCUUUAGUCCUGAUGGGCCUGGCGCUCCAGGUGGCAAAAUGAGCUUCAGCCCUGAUGCUCCGGCUGCGGGCGGCCCAUCGGCUCCUUCCAAUGGAGCAGGUGCCAAGAUGAGCUUUAGUCCUGAUGGGCCUGGCGCUCCAGGUGGCAAAAUGAGCUUCAGCCCUGAUGCUCCGGCUGCGGGCGGCCCAUCGGCUCCUUCCAAUGGAGCAGGUGCCAAGAUGAGCUUUAGUCCUGAUGGGCCUGGCGCUCCAGGUGGCAAAAUGAGCUUCAGCCCUGAUGCUCCGGCUGCGGGCGGCCCAUCGGCUCCUUCCAGCGGAGCAGGUGGUCCUACAAGCUUCAGCCCCGAGAAGCCAAGCAUAGGUGGCAAGAUGAGCUUCGGCCCAGACGGAGGCUCCGCACCAGGUGGGCCCACGACCUUCAGCCCAUCAGCAUCGUCUGCCGGGACAGGUGGCGGGACGAGCAUCGAUGGUCGUGGUCCUGCGUUUGCCGGCCCUCUGGGGAUGGGGGUCAUGGGUAUGGGCUUUGAUGGGCUUGCAGGGAUGGGCAGCCUUGGCAGCGAGAUGAUGUUCCGAGCUGCCUUGCAAGGGGGCAUGAUUGCCGGCUCCACGUCUCAGCUGCACCUGCUUCUACCAGCUUCGCUGCUGCAGGAGUCGCUGAUUCCCAAGGGCCAGCUGACAGAGAUUGCACAGAGAUGUCAGGUCCGCAUCGAGUUGGGCCAGGAGGUGCCCCCCGACUUGAGACAGGUGACUUUGCGCGGGGGGCUUGCCGCCAACUCCGUGGCAGCUUACUUCCUGCAGGAGAGAGCAUUGCAGCUGCACCAGCCAAGCGGCUGA